CGGAGGUAAUUGAAGUUGAAGGUGGUGGUUCUGCAGAUCGGGUGCGACGACGACGGCGGCAACGGCAACGGUUAUGAUCCAAGACGCGAUGGAGCUGGUGCGCGUUGAUCUCGCGAAAGCGAACGGAAGCUACCCUGGUCAAACGUCACCGAUUGAUGCUGGAGGCCGCGUGGGCGAUGGACAGGAUGGUCAAAUUCAGUUCGAUCGGCUCCAGUUCGAGAGUCCGGAGGAUUUAAUGCGCCAUCUGUACUACACCUGCAUGCGCUCCAACGUUACCGAGCCGCCCUGGACCACCGAUGGUAGUACGGCAUUUUGUCCCCGACGCUUCGACGGGUGGUCCUGCUGGGAACCGACACUGGCGGGCACGGUGGCGGACAAUUUCUGUCCAAAGUUUAUCCUGGGCUUUGAUCCACGGCGACUAGCCUAUCGUACAUGUCAUGAGAAUGGGUCCUGGUUCGUACACCCGCACUCCGGCCGGGAAUGGUCCAACUACACGAACUGUGUCGACACGGAAGAUAUGCAGCUUCGUCGGUUGGUGAACGACAUUUACAUCGGUGGCUACACGGUUUCCUUCUUAGCGCUAAUUAUAUCGUUGUGUAUCUUUCAUAGCUUUCGAACACUGAAAUGCACCCGCAUACGGAUCCACAUCCAUCUGUUUACCUCACUGGCCCUGAGCUGUCUGUUUUGGAUCGUCUGGUACAAGUUUGUCGUCGAGGUUCCGGAGGUCCUGAAUGCAAAUACGCGCUGGUGCGUCGGACUUCACGUACUGCUGCACUACCUGAUGCUGGUUAAUUAUUUCUGGAUGUUUUGCGAAGGACUUCACCUGCAUCUCGUGCUCGUUAUAGUCUUCAUCAAGGAUAUUGUCGCAAUGCGUUGGUUUGUCACGAUCGGCUGGAUAUUGCCGGUGGUGCUGGUGAGCCUGUACGCCCUCGUCCGCAACACGCAGCCACUCGAUACGGAGCACUGCUGGAUGAACGAAAGCCACGCCAUGUGGCUGCUGACGAUUCCUGUGUGCUUUUCGCUGGUCGCCUCCCUGGUGUUUCUUAUCAAUGUCGUCCGAGUGUUGCUGACGAAGCUAAGCUCCACCUCGCCCCAUCCGGCACCGCUCGGGCUGCGGAAAGCCACACGUGCAACGUUGAUUCUGAUACCGCUGUUCGGGCUGCAGCACAUCCUGCUGCCGCUGCGGCCGGAGAAGGGCUGCUCGGUGGAACGGUACUAUCAGAUCGGGGCCGCCCUGCUGAUCAGUCUUCAGGGUUUGUGCGUUUCGUGUUUGUUCUGCUUCGCCAACCACGACGUAAUCUUUGCGGUACAGUGCUACCUGAGCCGAUUCCUUCCCGACCUUGUGACACAUCCCUUUCUCGAGAGCAAUGGGGGGCAACCGGCCACGCAGAGCCGCGACGUGGUCGUAUGACUGCUGAACGUUCGACGCUCCACACCGACGAGUGUGAGUCAGCGCGAACCGUCUCCCCAGUUGGGACAGUGCGCUGUCUAAGGCUGGUCGGUCGCAGGAACGAAGGAGACUCACACUCACUCACUCCCUCUCUCUCUUGGUAUACUUCUGUGUCCCUGUGUCCCAACCGUACACGGUCAAUGUAGUCGCGGCAGGUGUCCUUUCGUCCUUUCGAUAGGGCUUUCGGGUGUAGAGCUCACAUGAUGUAUAGCCGAAACCAUGGUAGAUGUUCAUAUUUCGCUGUUUCUGUGGUGAAUUACCGUGAAUGUACAAAUUUAGAAGUCGUCGGUACGCGAUAUUUUGAGUGCGGCAGCAUAGAGGACUACAAAUAUAUUUAACAUUACACCAGUAACGUUGGGGAUGUGCA
Messenger RNA from Anopheles moucheti, 1817 nucleotides. It is a transcript of the gene hec, whose product is annotated as calcitonin gene-related peptide type 1 receptor. Gene Ontology annotation, molecular function: G protein-coupled peptide receptor activity. The transcript has 10 exons. NCBI's taxonomy places the organism in Eukaryota, Metazoa, Arthropoda, Insecta, Diptera, Culicidae. Gene Ontology annotation, cellular component: plasma membrane. The record is from RefSeq and is a predicted model, not a curated record. The coding region runs from base 74 to 1411 and encodes 445 amino acids. Gene Ontology annotation, biological process: adenylate cyclase-modulating G protein-coupled receptor signaling pathway; cell surface receptor signaling pathway.